Molecule: messenger RNA, 2919 nt
Organism: Symbiodinium sp. CCMP2592
Lineage: Eukaryota; Dinophyceae; Suessiales; Symbiodiniaceae
Source: the annotation of a GenBank genome assembly
AUGGGUGCCUACUACGCAAGCAGCCUGAAGCGCCAGUUUGCAUAUGCCAACUCACCUGCUAUCCGACGUCUUGACAGGGGCCAGCUGCAAGUGACUCGGGCAAGGCUGCAGAGCUCGGACCGGACAGUCAAGACCCGUCGUUCCUACACCAACAAAUCCGGAAAGCUUUGCUAUCAAGGGACGAAGGAGCUGAAAGCCACAGAGAAAUAUCCCGUGCUGUUCGGCCUGGCCAUUGCGAAGAUCUUUGAGGAGCUGAAGGCGCUACAGGCUGAACUUGCUAUCCUGGACAAGAAGCCCAUCCGCAUGGCCUCCAUUUCGACUUUGUCUUUGGACUCCCGGGAGGUCGAUGAGCCACCGACACCGGUGCCUCCUCCAGCCAUCCCAGCCGUGGCCCCACCGCCUGAGUCGGGAGGGGUGCCGGCAGUGACUGAGCCCAGCCUCCUAUCGAAGAGUGAAGAAGAAGAUGAGGAGGAACAGGAGGAACAGGAGGAAGAGCAGGGCGAGGAGAUGCUGAAGAAUGCCGCGAAACAGCGCAUUCGCCGCAUGGUCAAACCGAAAGCGAAACGUUCAGACCUAGUGGUGCCGGCCUGGGUGGCUGAGCAAUGGAACAAAGGGACUUCUCAGAAGGAGGCCAUGGCCGCCCUCCUUCAGGAAGUGAACUGGGACAAGACAUCGUUCCUGAACGAGCUCGAGAAAGUGGUGAAGCGCACCCGCGAGAUCGAGAUUGUGAAGGAUCAAGGUUGGUACUCGCAGAGUGAGAUGAAGACAGAUCUCAAGUGGCAAAGGAUCACCGCCGCAGUGGCCCAUUGCGAGAAGAACCCGUCCCUCUUGAUAAGGAGGAACGUCUACGACGGCGUCCUGGAGUACUGGGUGACGGUCAGGGAAACGGGCCGGCAUGUCGAGAACCUGAAGGAGGAGGAGAUUCAGAGGAGCAGGAGUGAAGCUGCCAACCCCGUGGAACUGCCCAAGGAUGCUUUCGCUGGCUUCGACAACAUGACCAAGCGGGUUCUCCCGGAGCCGGCAGGACCUGAUGGGAGUGGAGAUGCCAAGAAGUCUGAGGGUGAGGAAUUGAACAAAAAUUAUUCCAAGGCCACGGAGAUGACUGAGUUCGAACCCCAGUAUGUGGCCUUGAACAUCGAAGCUCGCGCUUCCAGGCAUGUCAAGGCCUUGGAGGAUGGCAUCACGAAAUUGGAGAAGGAGCAUGACAAGCUCAACUUGCAUUGGGCACAAGCGGCUAGCCCCAAGGUGGCUGUGGCCAAGGCCAAGGCAAAAGAGGUGCUGCAGGCCCAGCUUUGCGAAGAUGGAUCCAGGACAUCGGUGAUGGGGUUUCGUCCGAUGGCGUGCUCGGUGUCUUACGAAGAUGCAGAUGAGGAGCUGUGGGAUUUGCUAACGUGUCAUAGAAGUGCCACUGGAAAAAGAUGGUCCGUUUCCGUGGAUGAGCCCGGCAUCUACCUUGAAUCGACGUUGCCCGUCCGUGCUCGAACAGCCGGAGGUGUUCUUCGUCAUGCGAUCAAAACCAUAGACUCUUUGCAGACCAGAUUGUCACCAAUGCUGUUCAAGAUCGGCAUGACCCACGAUGCAGUUAGGCGAUGGGAGUGUCCGGAAUACGGCUACGUGUUCGAGAGGGAUCAUUGGGAAGGUGUGCCUGGAUGUCGAAACAUUCGGCUCGGCGGAGACAACCUGAGCAAAGAUGAUGCAUUGCCGGCUGUACACAUGACAUAUGUUGUGUACCGGAGCUUGAAGCACAAGCCAUGUGACGCGGCCCCGGUCACCUCUGCGAUUCGAGCUGCCCGUGCGGUGCUUGAAGAAGUGCCAGAGGCUGUGGGCUCCAGCAUCAGGAUUAUGGCUGGGUGCAAAGAAAACAACAGCGAGCGUGACGCCCACAGAGUUGCCAGACGGUGCCGGCUGACGCUACCCAUCAUGAUUACUGAAGUCAUGCUUCAUGGAUGGCCAGUUCCCUUGAAUUUGCUCAGUGCAUGGCUCACGUUUUUACUGGGUCGGAACCUCCUGCAUACACUGUCUGGGCUAACCCACCCCGACCUCACCAGGUGUCACUCGACCUGGAAGUGUUUCUGGGCCCGAUAUCAGAAGAUCCACCCGCAUCAUGAUAUAUUCCGCCGAGCAGCUGCAGGAGAGGUUGAUUUGUCAAGGACGGUUGGCCUGAUUUUGCAUGGGGAUGAAGGCCGCACGAAGAAGAAGUCGGCCAUCCUUGUAUUGUCAUGUCACUCGAUACUAGGUUAUGGCAGCAAUGUGGCAGCAGAUGCACACCCCGAGCCAUUCUGCAAACAGUACCUCAACCUGACUCGCCACACCUUAUCUACCCGCUGGAUUCUCGGCUGCCUUCCUAAAACCUACUACGAGUGUGAAGACGGUGAUCGGUUCUUCCAGGAUUACCUCGACGUUUUCGUGCAGGACUUUCUCCAAAUUUACGAGAAAGGCAUCAAAGCAGUGACUGGUGAAGUAUAUCAUUUUGUGAUAUUGAAUGUCAUCGGGGAUUGGCCUUGGUUGACAAAGGCCUUCGGACUACUGCGAAAUUUCCAGAACUGCUCCAAGCAGGAGUCUUCGAAGGCCGCGCCGAAGGGGAUCUGUCAUUGCUGCAAGGCCGAUAUGGAGAAUUAUCCGUUUGAAGAUUUUGUUUCGGCCUCUCCAGCCUGGCGUGAGACCAUCAAUCAAGAAAGAGCGUAUCGGGGCUCUCCGAGUUUCUGGUCGCUGCCAAAGGACCCUACGGAUGAAACCGCAUUCUUGGGACAAGACAUAUUCCACGGCUUUCACCUAGGAGCGGCCAAGCAGUUCCUCGCUUCAUGUUUGUUGGCUGGCCUAGUGCAGCAGACCACCCGACCGCGAGCUGGAGCAAAGGAUCCACGUCGACAUGUGUUUUGCGCUGGUUUCUUAGUGCGUGUGCUCGGCAUGCACAUUUGA